Messenger RNA from Phytomonas sp. Hart1, 618 nucleotides. The record is from the annotation of a GenBank genome assembly. NCBI's taxonomy places the organism in Eukaryota, Euglenozoa, Kinetoplastea, Trypanosomatida, Trypanosomatidae.
AUGUGUGAAGCCCUGCUGACUCGCGAGAUUGUCUUCUCCACAACCUCGCGGACCACCACUUCUUCCAGCUCGAGGAGCUCCCUCAGCGAGGUGGGGGAGCUGACAUCUUCGGAUGGAUUUCAUCGACAGCCGCACCUCACUCUACCACCCCCCCAAACGUCCUUCAGCGAGGACAACCAUGCGUAUGCCUCACCGCAAAAUUUUCCCCUACGCCGACGGCGAUUUGUUCGAAAUAAGAUCCCAACCACCCCUCAUUUUUUUCAUAUUCACUCUCGACCAUCUCAAGAGCGUGAUCAAUUUUCUUUGCCUUUUCAGGAUGUGUCUGCUGUUAUCACGAACGCGAUCGUGGAUGAGGACGAAGAGAAGAACGACCUUUUCUUUUGGGGGGGAUCGAAUUCAUCAGAGAUUUUAUCUACCAUCGAAGUGGAGGAUGUGGAAUGUAUUACAACUUUUCCCUCGCCGAACAACCUGGACGCGGCGUCAAGUGCUAAGUUCGACUCUGGAAGCGAAUGGGGAGUGUACUCCGGCGAACGAACCGUUUCGUGGCCCGUGAAAGAAGUCGAAGAUAUAAUCCCUAUUUCUUCCCUCGAUGAACACCUGCUUAAAGAAAAUUCAUAG